Molecule: messenger RNA, 1925 nt
Organism: Corythoichthys intestinalis (scribbled pipefish)
Lineage: Eukaryota; Metazoa; Chordata; Actinopteri; Syngnathiformes; Syngnathidae
Gene: tafa3a
Product: TAFA chemokine like family member 3a
Exons: 5
Coding region: 441-839 (132 amino acids)
Molecular function (GO): receptor ligand activity
Source: RefSeq, a predicted model, not a curated record
CUCGGACUCCUCCAAUCCAAAUAAUCCUUGCGAGCGGAGGAAGACGCAGCUCUAGAGAAAAUACAACCGCAAUUUGAGAGCAAGAUGGAGGAUUUUUCCUGUAUCGUUUCGAAAAAUUACUAAUGGUAGGAAGCAUGCGUGACUGCUCGACGGGUGCGCAAAAUGCUCGGGAGCAGCAGAAGAUGAGAACUUGAGGAGCUGCAACUUUUAUCGACUUUUGAGUCCUCCAUCAUUCUCGCGCCGACCGGUGGAUUGCUUGAAAUCAUACAAAACAGCACAAACUGUGGGUGUCUUUUACAUGUAGGUAAUGUUUUGUGGAGCAGACGGGAAACUGCUUUUGCUAGAACAAGGACGAGAAGAAGAUGUCUGGCUGGGCUUGGUGGUUGAAAAUGGAGAAUAAAUGAAAUCUCGGGAUUAAUUGACAUCACGACGACAGCAGAAUGAAGGAACGGGACCUGCGGGGAAUGUGCAGAAAGGCGCUGCUGCUGACUGUCUGCAUGGUGUCUCUUUGGGGACAACUGAGCAGCGCAUCGUCACACAGGAGCCACAUUGUUCACGUGAAGGCAGGAACCUGUGAGGUGAUCGCGGCACACCGAUGCUGCAACAAGAACAAGAUUGAGGAGCGGUCGCAGACCGUCAAAUGCUCCUGUUUCCCGGGACAAGUGGCUGGAACCACGAGGGCGGCUCCGUCUUGUGUGGAUGCGUCCAUUGUUGCACAGAAGUGGUGGUGCCAGAUGCAUCCCUGCAUGGAUGGUGAAGAGUGCAAAGUGCUGCCAGACUUUAAAGGAUGGAGCUGCAGUACGGGCAACAAAGUGAAGACCACCAAGGUCACACGAUAGUCGUCUGUUUGGGGCCAGACGUCGUUAAUUUCACAGUAGGACACUCGGAUAUAACUUUCUUUUUUCUUAGCAUUGUCAGAGACGAGAGACCAAUAAGAACUUUGGUCACGGCCAGUCCCUGAAAAAAGGACAGUGAAAUGGGGCUUCAAAUAAGGCAGUGUUUCCCAAUUUUAGCGUCAUCAGUAACUUGACUCUCCACCAAAUGUCUCUUUGUAAUAUAGUUUGACGCCUGUGGACCAGAGGACUCCAACAUGAAGAUAUUUAUUAGCUGAAAAGACUGUGGAUUAUAAUGACGCAGACAAAAAAAAAAAGGAAAGAAAAAAAACGUCAGAAGAAAAAUGUGAUGUGAUUACCUUUGUGUUUCUUCUCACCGCGUAGAGAUCCCAAGACUCUCAAUGCAUAUUUGUGUUGAAGAUCAAGUGAGAUAAGCAUUUUCAUUCCUUUUAGCCUUAUGAAGACGCUACAUUAUGUUUCAUCCAGUUGUUAGGAGAUCAAGUCGUCUUUGCAAAGACUUGUAGAAAUGGUGGCAGCGCUACGAUAAAAACAUUGUUUUUGUUUUUUUGCCAAAACGUAAACGAAAUGUACCUGUUGUUUUGAAAGCCUGACAACCACCAUCGAUUACAAAUGUCAGUAUUAUAUCAAUAAAUAAAAACUUAAUGGAUGAUGUUUGGAUUUGGUCGCCACAUUUCAAGCACUUUUUGAAGGUUAUGUUUUUCUCUACUGAAAAGUAAAUAGGGAGAAAUCCAUCCCAAAUCCGGCCCAGAGAGAGAGUGAUAAUUAUUUCUCACCCUGAAACACCUCGAUUCCUAUUUGAUUAGCUUCCAACCAGUAGUCUUCAUCUCAUAAGCCUUGUGUUUGUUUUGAGCUGUAGUUGAAAUAAUUCAUCCGGAUGUCUACAAAGAGGUUUUUCGUCUUUGUUGUUUUGGAUCCAAAUGAUUUCCCAACGGGCGCUGCGUCUCACCAUCGCCAAAAGUUGUCGGUCCAAAGACAAUAAAAGUGUCAGCUUGGAGGUGUAGGACAAGUGAGUUGAAUGAUGGAUGAACGACCAGAUCGAUCGAUGGGAGCGACUGGUGGGCAAGAACGAUA